Messenger RNA from Austrofundulus limnaeus, 5128 nucleotides. RefSeq names its product StAR related lipid transfer domain containing 13b (gene stard13b). The transcript has 18 exons. Gene Ontology annotation, biological process: signal transduction; actin cytoskeleton organization; regulation of Rho protein signal transduction. The record is from RefSeq and is a predicted model, not a curated record. Bases 233 to 4618 code for a protein of 1461 amino acids. Gene Ontology annotation, molecular function: lipid binding; protein binding; GTPase activator activity. Lineage: Eukaryota; Metazoa; Chordata; Actinopteri; Cyprinodontiformes; Rivulidae.
GUGGGGGUGAUGGCUGAUUUGUCAGAUUAGGCUUAUGGGAACAGAAGUGCAGCUCAUCAGGACUGGUGUCCAACUCUGGCUCUCUCAAGAUUCUACACUGCUGAUGCUGUUUUGAAAUGCUCACAGUGACACAGUUUGGGCAACUCACACUCAGCAGGUCAUCUAGUUUGUCGAUUGUGUUUUGGGAAAGAGAUGUCUACCUUACAAAUCAAACACAAGUGUCUGCGGAUUUAUGUUUUGCUUUAUGAAAAACCAUAGAACACCAAUGGAAAUUCCACAUAUGGGGAGUGUGGAGGAACAUCCGUCCUGGAGAAUUUUGCACAAUGUAGCCUCUUCAACCCAGGAGUCAUCAUCACAGUUUGCUGCCACUUCAGCUAAUGGCUCACUAGACCACAGAGAGGAUGAUCCUAUCACUGAAGACCAAAGCUUGAUGGUAGAACCAAAUAAGGAUUUACCAAACCCUAACAAGAGUUGUGCUUGUGACAGUUACAGCAGUGGGAAGUCAAUGGAGAAUGAGCAUUUUCAAGAACCUAAACGUGUCAUUGGUUCAUCUCAGCUUGUAGAAAAUGACCUGUCCAGAUCAGCUGCUUCCAGUAAAGACUUUUGUCCUAAAUAUUCACCUUCUGCUUCUGCAGCAGACGUCAGUUCAAACCAGGAAACUCAGAAUCCACCUGCCCUUACCCUAAACUUUAGUUCUGAAUGCAUAAAAACAGAAUUCAAAAAGUUGGAACCUGUUUCAAAUGGGUCCGUCUUCACGCUGGGCUCCACGUUUACCCUCGUGGUCCCUGCUAACUUCGCCCAGGGAGUCCUGGAUCUGCCUCAUGUCGUGAGGCAAAGACAGAGCACCAUUACCUUCUCGGAGAACACCUGUUUCUCCGGCGCCGGCGGCCAUGGUUUUGUUUAUGAAAGUUCGGAGGACGGCGGAGAAUCAUCCCAGGAUGGUGAGAAAGAAAAUGACGACGAUGACGUGUUCUUUGACUCGCCUUACAGUAAGGAUCUUUUCCUAAGCGCCAGACAAAAGAGCUCAGACGAGAACAAACAGAAGAGGAAACACUGUGUGAGUGCACCGGGAGAAGUUGAUCAAACAUUCAGCAGCUCUGGUUAUGAGGCAGAGGCGGAGACCAGCAGUAAAGAGACAUCUCCACAGGUCAAGUCUCCCUGGUCGGAGUCAGUGAGCCAAUUAAUGAGGAACCUGGACCAGCUUAACCAGGACAUAGAGGAAGCUCUGAGUGCAAACUCUUCACCGUCGGACACACCAUGCACCUCCCGCAAGAAACAGUGGGAUGCCGUUUCAAAGUCCGCGCUGGGCCGGACCCCGAAUGACAACGUUCUUCAAGGACCAGAUGAAGGCGACUGCCAGAGUCAAGACAAAUCUUCUGCUCAUCGCAGCUCCUCAAUGGGAAUAAGAGCCAGAACCAAGAAGGCGAUGUUCAACAAGAUGACCAAUGCAGCAGGCGCAGAAUUUGAAGCAAAAGAGGCGUGUGACUGGCUGCGGGCAGCAGGGUUUCCCCAGUACGCUCAGCUCUUUGAAGACUCCCAGUUUCCCAUUGACAUUACACCUGUGAAAAGAGAUCACGACUUUCUGGACAAAGAUCUGGUGGAAACUCUGUGCAAGCGGCUUAACACACUGAACAAAUGUGCUUCUAUGAAGCUUGACGUUAAUCUUCCAAAGAAAAAAAGUGAAGACUCCGAUGAAGACGACCUGUUUGCAAUCAGUGAUAAAUGGACGUUUGAGUGGAGCAGCCGCCGUUGGUCCAGGUUACAGGACAUCGACUCUCUGCUUCGAAAGCAUGGAGAGGGCCAGACCUCCAAGGACAGCAUUCCCCUGAGAGCCACCACCAGCAGUGAGAGUGUUCUGACAGACCUCAGCGAGCCGGAGGUUUCUUCUUUGCACAGCGAAAGCAGCGCGGGGAGCGGCAACAGGGGCCUCAGCACAGAGGACUCGGACUGCUCUAACCGCCUCUGCUCGGACUCUGCAGCGAUGCCAGACUGUACUUCUCUAACAAUGCCUCACAUAUCCAAAGAAUUGUCCCACUUCGGCUCUUUAUCUAACAAGCAUGGAAAGACGAGCCGCAUCCGUGCCAAAGACUUCCUUAAGCGCAUGGAGAUCCUGAGGUCCCGAGGAACCCUGGGGAGGGGCCGCAAGACGUUGGUCAUCAGCGCUCCCGUACUGCAGCAGGAUGCUGAAGCACUGAAGAGACUGCAGUGUGUUGAGGUCCUAAAUGGAGACGACGGUGCUCCAGAGCCCGCUUUCGCCAAAACCCUGCACCCCCAGUCUAGUAGUGAAGGUAGCAGCCAUUCCAGCGGCAGCGCGGUCAGCACGCCGAGCCUGAAGGAACGCAAGCCUCAUCGAGCUGACCACAAGCGCAGUGGCAUGUAUUUGGAGGACGUUGACGUUUUCUCAGGCGCCCAAGUUGCAGAACAAAACUGCAGAAAUGAGUUUUGCUCCUACGAAGAUUUGGUGGUCCACAUUCCCAAAGACCAUAAACCAGGAACCUUUCCCAAAGCACUGUCGAUUGAAAGCCUUGCCCCAACCAAUGGAGCCUCUAUUAACUGGCACACUGGCAGCAUGCACCUGGACUCGCCACUCAUUUCCUACAGACAGGAACCCAGAGCUGUCACCCAGUGCUGCUCCAGAGGUAGCCGCAUUAGUGUGUAUGAUAAUGUUCCUGGGUCACAUCUCUAUGCCAGUACUGGAGACCUAAUAGACUUAGAGAAAGAAGACUUAUUCCCUCACCUGGAUGACAUACUGCUGCAUGUAAAUGGCCUUCAGCAGAUCGUAGACCACUGGUCAAAAAACAUAUUACCUGGUGGUGAUGGGGUGGUUAGCGAUAAGGAAGAGAGAGCAGGCCUGCAGUCCUCGAGUCAAAUCACGUUAGACUUUGAAGGAAGCUCUGUCACAGAAAGCCAGACUUCACCUGCUGAUGGAGACAGAGACAAAGUAUCACUAACUGAGACGGAGUCAACGAGGUUCAGGGAAAGGAGGGACUCUGGUGUCGGUGCUUCACUCACAAGACAUAAUAGGUUACGAUGGCCCAGCUUUCAGAUAUCCAAUCGCUUAAGUCAUUCAGUGGCAUCUCUGCAGAUUACAAACCAAUCAGCAGGCCAGCUGAGUUUGUUACAGAAGUUUUCUCUGCUGCGUCUUACUGCAAUUAUGGAAAAGUACUCCAUGUCAAACAAGCAUGGCUGGACUUGGUCUGUGCCAAAAUUCAUGAAGAGAAUGAAGGUACCAGACUAUAAAGACAAGAAUGUGUUUGGAGUGCCACUCAUAGUGCACGUGCAUCGUACUGGACAGCCUCUUCCCCUCGGCCUACAGCAGGCCUUGCGAUACCUGAGGAGCCAGUGUCUUGACCAGGUGGGUUUGUUUCGUAAAUCAGGGGUGAAGUCCCGAAUUCAGGCUCUGAGGCAGAUGAAUGAAAGCUCUCCAGAAAAUGUGAACUACGAGGAUCAGUCUGCCUAUGACGUGGCGGACAUGGUGAAGCAGUUCUUCAGGGAUUUGCCCGAGCCCCUGCUCACCAGCAAGCUGGGGGAAACUUUUCUCCAAAUAUACCAGUAUGUGCCAAAGGACCAAAGGUUGCAAGCUGUUCAGGCAGCCAUUAUGCUGAUGCCAGAUGAGAACCGAGAGGUGCUGCAGACGCUCCUGUGUUUUCUCAGCGAUGUCACCUCCUCCGUGGAGGAAAAUCAGAUGACACCCAUGAACAUCGCUGUGUGUCUGGCCCCCUCCCUCUUCCAUCUCAACAUAAUGAAGAAGGACAAUCUCUCACCAAAGGCCAUGCAUAAGAAGUAUGCCACGGGGAGACCAGACCAGAAAGACCUGAAUGAAAACUUGGCAGCGACGCAGGGCCUGGCUCAUAUGAUCAUAGAGUGCAAUCGCCUCUUUGAGAUCCCCCAUGAAAUGGUUACUCAAUCGCGCAAUUCAUAUGUGGAGGCUGACCUGCACGCGCCAACGAUUGAUGAGCUGUGCAAGCAGCUGGAGGACGAUAAUGGAACCUACCAAACACAUAUGGAGGGCAGACUUCAGAGUUUGCUGAAAGAGGCGCGAGAAAAGUCUAAAUACUGGGUGUCGUGCAACAGCUCCGAUAACACAGAGCUCUGCUACAAAAAGGUGGGAGACGGAAACCAUUUGAGACGUUGGAGAGUGUCUGUGGAAGUGGAAGCUCCGCCCUCCGUCGUGUUGAACCGGGUGCUGCGAGAGCGCCACCUGUGGGACAUGGACCUGCUGCAGUGGAAAGUGUGUGAGACGCUGGGCAAGCAGACAGAAGUGUUUCAGUAUGUCCUCAGUCGUAUGCCUCCCCAUCCCAGCAGAGACUUUGUAGUUCUCAGGUCUUGGAGAACAGACUUGCCCAAAGGUGCUUGCUCACUAGUUUCUGUAUCCAUAGAACAUGAGGACUGUUCUCCUAUAGGAGGUGUACGAGCUAUAGUCCUGGAGUCCAACUACCUACUUGAACCUUGCGGCUCUGGAAAGUCCAGACUAACACACAUCUGCAGAGUGGACUUAAAGGGAAGAACGUCAGAUUGGUACAACAAAGCGUUUGGUCAUCUUUGUGCUGCAGAAGCUGCCCGGAUCCGCAACUCCUUCCAGCCACUAAUCACAGAUGGACCAGAAACCAAAAUCUGAAACUCUUUGUUCUGUCUUUUAAGCACUGACAUCAAAAUUGAGCCUUUGAGUCAUUGCUAGCCGGCAGACACAUGAACACAGACAAUGCCCCAGAACUAAAGCACAGUUUUUUGUUUCAUUUGUAUUUUUUUUUAAUGUACAAAUGCUCUGAAAAUAAUUUCAGGCCUCUCUGUACUUGCACAAUGACAAAUGAGGACAUUUUAUAAGUGCUGAGCAUAAUUAUUCAAUAAGAAUUUAAUUAUCCUGUAGGUGUCCUUGACAUAAUGUUUUUAUUUACUUUCUUGGUGUUGCUGAACUUGCAAGAAUAAUUAUCUUUAAUAUUAUAAGUACAUUGUUGUUGCAUUCAUUUACAAUGUCUAGGACAUUAAAACUGGUAAAUGCUUCUGAGAAGCCUGUAUAUUAUUCAGUUCAGAAUUAAAGCUAUAAUUAUUACAAGAUUCACCCAAGUGUCUGUAUAUAUUGUAUGACUAUACUGUAAAUUCAAAUAAAUUGUACGUGUUGCACAUAUGA